Coregonus sp. 'balchen' is the source of this 13680-nucleotide messenger RNA. NCBI's taxonomy places the organism in Eukaryota, Metazoa, Chordata, Actinopteri, Salmoniformes, Salmonidae. The record is from the annotation of a GenBank genome assembly.
UUUGAUGAGAAGGAAAAUGUUUCCAACUGUAUUCAACUGAAGACCUCGGUAAUCAAAGGCAUCAAAAACCAGCUGUUGGACCAGUUUUCAGACAUUGAGUCAUGGCUCAACCAUAUCAUGCCAAAAAAGGACCCUGUCAAAAUAGUGAGAUGGUAAGUCAAGAAGAUAACAUUUUCUUCCCUUCUCAGUGGCUGUGUUCGAGAUCAUCAAAUCCAUUAUGUAUUGUGGGUAAAUGCUGACUGACUGAUCUACAAAUAAAUGUAGUUAUUUGAUGCAAGGUUGAUCAGCCAGUCGGCAGUCGCCUGCACUGUUGGCUGCAAUUUCGAACAAGGCCAUUGUUUUUGGAUAUUUAUUGAUCCCGGUUAACCAAGAAAUAAAAUCUUGCAUAAUUUGUCAGUCCACAAGAUAUCAGAUAUUUGUUGACAUCAGUUUGACUAGCCCAAGAUGGGCUGUUAAGGAGUGUAGGCUAGUCUACUCCUUACGGUCCAAGGCGCUUAUAAGUUAUAUCCAGUGACGAACUGGCUCUGGCAGCCAAAACAGUCCGAAACUCCAUCUCAACGUGAAUGGAUUCUCAAUUGUGAUACGGUUCUGGAAGCAUAAGGCCCUCUACUUUCAUAUCAUAUCAUGGUGGUCCUCUGUAGCUCAGCUGGUAGAGCACGGCGCUUGUAACGCCAAGGUAGUGGGUUCGAUCCCCGGGACCACCCAUACACAAAAAUGUAUGCACGCAUGACUGUAAGUCGCUUUGGAUAAAAGCGUCUGCUAAAUGGCAUAUUAAUUAAUAUUAAUAUCAAAAUAAUUGUACAAAGAAAAAACGUAUACUUGCUGUACACAGUUUUAACACAGUUGCAGCCGAUAACACUUUUCUAGCUUCCUUCUUCUGUUAUACACAGGUGUUUGGAGACGCUGGAUAGCUAAUUAGCAACAGGUGGUCACCUUUCUCUCCCAUAAACAAGCCUGAGAGUUGGAAUAACAUGGAAAUCUGACCGUGUGGGAUCAGUGUUAAAAAGGUUUAUAGUAAUUCAACUUUUUGUGUUUUUUAUCGAUGAUAUGAAAGUAAAGUUCCAAAGGUUUACAAAACCAUAUCGCAAGUAAUAUUAACGUUUAGACAGAGCGUUGGGACUGUUGUACACAUUGGCCGUGCCGCAUUGCAUGCUUCGGUUGAGAACCCAAGAGGUCUGGGUAUAGCCCCCCUUGGGUGAACGAGAGCAACUGUUUGACAUGUUUUGUGUUCCAUCAUCCAACCUGCAGCCAUGAACACAUUGAAAUCUUGACAGUGAAUGGAGAAUUGCUCUUCUUCAGACAAAGAGAAGGACCGUUCUACCCAACUCUCCGACUGCUGCAUAAGUGUAAGACCUCUGCUCUUUUUGAUGGGCAGGGACUGUGUCUGUUGAAUUACUAUGGGGUAUAUCCAUUUGAAGUCAAUCACUUUUUGACAGCACCCCUUUUGAUUUGAACAAAACUUUCCAUACAUAUUUGCCCAUUGUAGAAGUGCUCAGAAAGUGACUUUUUGCCAAAAUGUUGACUUGAAUGGGAAUAUCUGUUGUUUUAAAUUAUACUGUCAGUCCUCCAUAGGAAACCUAUUGAAAUCAUAGAAAUAUAGAUCAUAGAAUAGACAUGACCAUUUAAGUUGAUAUUUGACGGUGGGUGGACCCGCGACCAUCUUUAUGGUAGUAAUUAGAAGUUAAAAUGUCAAAUCAAUUGACAUUUCAAUGGUGUACCAGCUAAAUUGCAGUGGUCUGAAGGGAUAGGUCCAUUCAGUUAAUUAUAUUUAUGUUUAUGAAAUGCACAUUGUUAUAUUUGCUAACACAUUUUCCUUGACUCCAACCCCAUUCGAUGCGCUGGACAUACAGUUGAAGUCAGAAGUUUGCAUACACCUUUAAACUCAGUUUUUCACAAUUCCUGACAUUUAGGUCAGUUAGGAUCACCACUUUAUUUUAAGAAUGUGAAAUGUCAGAAUAAUAGUAGAGAGAGUGAUUUAUUUCAGCUUUUAUUUAUUUCAUCACAUUCCCAGUGGGUCAGAAGUUUACAUACACUCAAUAGUAUUUGGUAGCAUUACCUUUAAAUUGUUUAACUUGGGUCAAAUGUUUCGGGUAGCCUUCCACAAGCUUCCCACAAUAAGUUGGGUGAAUUUUGGCCCAUUCCUCCUGACAGAGCUGGUGUAACUGAGACAGGUUUGUAGGCCUCCUUGCUCACACACGCUUUUUCAGUUCUGCUCACAAAUGUUCUAUAGGAUUGAGGUCAGGGCUUUGUGAUGGCCACUCCAAUACCUUGACUUUGUUGUCCUUAAGCCAUUUUGCCACAACUUUGGAAGUAUGCUUGGGGUCAUUGUCCAUUUGGAAGACCCAUUUGCGACCAAGCUUUAACUUCCUGACUGAUGUCUUGAGAUGUUGCUUCAAUAUAUCCACAUAAUUUUCCUUCCUCAUGAUGCGAUCUAUUUUGUGAAGUGCACCAGUCCCUCCUGCAGCAAAGCAACCCCACAGCAUUAUGCUGCCACCCCCGUGCUUCACGGUUGGGAUGGUGUUCUUCGGCUUGCAAGCGACCCCCUUUUUCCUCCAAACAUAAUGAUGGUCAGUAUGGCCAAACAGUUCUAUUUUUAUUUCAUCAGACCAGAAGACAUUUCUACAAAAAGUACAAUCUUUGUCCCCAUGUGCAGUUGCAAACCGUAGUCUGGCUUUUGUAUGGCGGUUUUGGAGCAGUGGCUUCUUCCUUGCUGAGCGGCCUUUCAGGUUAUGUCGAUAUAGGACUCGUUUUACUGUGGAUAUAGAUACUUUUGUACCUGUUUCCUCCAGCAUCUUCACAAGGUCCUUUGCUGUUGUUGUAGGAUUAAUUUGCACUUUUCUUACCAAAGUAUGUUCAUCUCUAGGAGACAGAACGCGUCUCCUUCCUGAGCGUUAUGACGGCUGCGUGUUCCCAUGAUGUUUAUACUUGCGUAGUAUUGUUUGUAGAGAUGAACGUGGUACCAUCAGGCGUUUGGAAAUUGCUCCCAAGGAUGAACCAGACCUGUGGAGGUCUACAUUUUUUUUCUUCUGAGGUCUUGGCUGAUUUCUUUUGAUUUUCCCAUGAUGUCAAGCAAAGAGGCACUGAGUUUGAAGGUAGGCCUUGAAAUACAUCAACUGGUACACCUCCAAUUGACUGAAAUGAUGUCAAUUAGCCUAUCAGAAGCUUCUAAAGCCAUGACAUCAUCUUUUGGAAUUUUCCAAGCUGUUUAAAGGCACAGUCAACUUAGUGUAUGUAAUCUUCUGACCCACUGGAAUUGUGAUACAGUGAAUUAUAAGUUAAAUAAUAUGUCUGUAAACAAUUGUUGGAAAAAUUACGUGUCAUGUACAAAGUAGAUGUCCUAACUGACUUGGCAAAACUAUAGUUUGUUAACAAGAAAUUUGUGGAGUAGUUGAAAAACAAGUUUUAAUGACUCCAACCUAAGUGUAUGUAAACUUCCGACUUCAACUGAAUGUGGGUGGAGCAAUGUCUACAUAAGGGUGCAAAUUAAACUCACCAAAGCUCUGACGAAGGCCUUGAGGCCGAUACGUGAAGUUUAAUAAAGAACAGUGAUACUAGCAAGAGCAGCAUGCAGGUUUCUAUUUUAUCUCUUAUUAUUGAAAUGACACCCACCCUGUAUUCAACUGCAUGUUGUGUCUCAACCGAGGGCUGGCAAAACACAAAAAUCUCAGGUUAUGUUAGGGUAGGCUAACAUCAAAGUGGUGACCUGAUCCUGCAGGUUCAUGCUCUACAACAUACGCAGAGUACGACCCUACCUUACACAGAAAGCGGCACAGGUCCUAAUCCAGGCACUUGUCAUCUCCCGUCUGGAUUACUGCAACUCGCUGUUGGCUGGGCUCCCUGCCUGUGCCAUUAAACCCCUACAAUUUAUCCAGAACGCUGCAGCCGUCUGGUGUUCAACCUUCCCAAGUUCGCUCAUGUCACCCUGCUCCUCUGCACACUCCACUGGCUUCCAGUUGAGGCUAGCAUCUACUACAAGACCAUGGUGCUUGCCUACGGCGCUGUGAGGGGAACGGCACCUCCUUACCUUCAGGCUCUGAUCAGACCCUACACCCAAACAAGGGCACUACGUUCAUCCACCUCUGGCCUGCUAGCCCCCAUACCUCUACGGAAGCACAGUUCCCGCUCAGCCCAGUCAAAGCUAUUCGCUGCUAUGGCACCCCAAUGGUGGAACAAGCUCCCCCUCGACGCCAGGACAGCGGAGUCACUGACCACCUUCCGGAGACACUUGAAAACCCUACCUCUUUAAGGAAUACCUGGAAUAGUAUAAAAGUAAUCCUUCUACCCCCCCCCCCCCCCCCCACAUAAAAAAAAAAGUGGUUGUCCCACUGGCUAUCAUAAGUUGAAUGCACCAAUUUGUAAGUCGCUCUGGAUAAGAGCGUCUGCUAAAUGACGUAAAUGUAAAUGGUAGGGUUUAAGCUACAACACAUGCGAAUAUGUACAAAAUAGGAGUUUACCUGUUUUUAGAUCAUUCGUGUUCAAGGUUAGAAAAUGUCAAUUUCUGUGAUAUAUAUUUUUUUUCAAGAAAUUAUAAAAUAGUUUGACAACCUUGUUUUCUAAGCUUUUAAAUGUUAUCAAACUCGACCAUUGAUCUUUUCCAGUGAUGAAGACAUGGAUGUCUCAUGGUAAGGUGAGGUAUGCAAAAUGGGUCAACUUUGAGCACCUUUAUCUCAAAUAAAAUAAAAUAAAAAUGUAUAUGCCACAUGCGCCGAAUACAACAGUUGUAGACAUUACCGUGAAAUGCUUAAUUACAGCCCUUAACCAACAAUGCAUUUAUUUUAAAAAAAAAAAGUAAAAUAAAAACGACAACAAAAAAGUGUUGAGGGGAAAAAAAGAGCAGAAGUAAAAUAAAACAACAGUAGGGAGGCUAUAUACAGGGGGGUACCGGUGCAGAGUCAAUGUGCGGGGGCACCGGCUAGUUGAGGUAAUAUGUACAUGUGGGUAGAGUUAAAGGGACUAUGGAUAAAUAAUUAACAGUAGCAGCAGCGUAAAAAGAUGGGGUGGGGGGGCAGUGCAAAUAGCCAUGAUUAGCUGUUCAGGAGUCUUAUGGCUUGGGGGUAGAAGCUGUUGAGAAGCCCUUUGGACCUAGACUUGGCGCUCCGGUACCGCUUGCCGUGCAGUAGCAGAGAGAACAGUCUAUGACUAGGGUGGCUGGAGUCUGUGCCAAUUUUGAAGGCCUUCCUCUGACACCGCCUGGUAUAGAGGUCCUGGAUGGCAGGAAGCUUGGCCCCAGUGAUGUACUGGGCCGUACACACUACCCUCUGUAGUGCCUUGCGGUCGGAGGCCGAGCAGCAGCCAUACUAGGCGGUGAUGCAACCAGUCAGGAUGCUCUCGACGGUGCAGCUGUAUAACCUUUUGAGGAUCUGAGGACCCAUGCCAAAUCUUUUCAGUCUCCUGAGGGGGAAUAGGCUUUGUCGUGCCCUCUUCACGACUGUCUUGGUGUGUUUGGACCAUGAUAGUUUCGUUGGUGAUGUGGACACCAAGGAACUUGAAGCUCUCAACCUGUUCCACUACAGCCCCGUCGAUGCUCAGUCCUCUUUUUUUCUGUGUAGUCCACAAUAAUCUCCUUUGUCUUGGUCACGUUGAGGGAGAGGUUGUUAUCCUUGGCACCACACGGCCAGGUCUCUGACCUCCUCCCUAUAGGCUGUCUCAUCGUUGUCGGUGAUCAGGCCUACCACUGUUGUGUCGUUGGCAAACUUAAUGAUGGUGUUGGAGUCGUGCCUGGCCAUGCAGUCAUGGGUGAACAGGGAGUACAGGAGGGGACUGAGCACGCACCCCUGAGGGGCCCCCGUGUUGAGGAUCAGCGUGACAGAUGUGUUGUUACCUACCCUUACCACCUGGGGGCGGCCCGUCAGGAAGUCCAGGAUACAGUUGCAGAGGGAGGUGUUUAAUCCCAGGAUCCUUAGCUUAGUGAUGAGCUUUGAGGGCACUAUGGUGUUGAACGCUGAGCUGUAGUCAAUGAAUAGCAUUCUCACGUAGAUGUUCCUCUUGUCCAGGUGGGAAAGGGCAGUGUGGAGUGCAAUAGAGAUUGCAUCAUCUGUGGAUCUGUUGGGGCGGUAUGCAAAUUGGAGUGGGUCUAGGGUUUCUGGGAUAAUGGUGUUGAUGUGAGCCAUGACCAGCCUUUCAAAGCACUUCAUGGCUACAGACGUCAGUGCUACGGGUCGGUAGUCAUUUAGGCAGGUUAUCUUAGUGUCCUUGGGCACGGGGAACUAUGGUGGUCUGCUUGAAACAUGUUGGUAUUACAGACUCAGUUAGGGACAUGUUGAAAAUGUCAGUGAAGACACUUGCCAGUUGGUCAGCACAUGCUCGGAGUACACGUCCUGGUAAUCCGUCUGGCCCUGCGGCCUUGUGAAUGUUGACCUGCUUAAAAGUCUUACUCACAUCGGCUACGGAGAGCGUGAUCACAUAUUCAUCCGGAACAGCUGGUGCUCUCAUACAUGCUUCAGUGUUGCUUGCCUCGAAGCGAGCAUAGAAGUGGUUUAGCUCCUCUGGUAGGCUUGUGUCACUGGGCAGCUCGCGGCUGUGCUUCCCUUAGUAGUCUGUAAUCGUUUUCAAGCCCUGCCACAUCCGAUGAGCGUCAGAGCCGGUGUAGUACGAUUCAAUCGUAGUCCUGUAUUGACUCUUUGCCUGUUUGAUGGUUUGUCUGAGGGCAUAGCGGGAUUUCUUAUAAGCGUCCGGGUUAGAGUCUCGCUCCUUGAAAGCGGCAGCUCUACCCUUUAGCUCAGUGCGGAUGUUGCCUGUAAUCCAUGGCUUCUGGUUAGGGUAUGUACAUACGGUCACUGUGGGGAUGACGUCAUCGAUGCACUUAUUGAUGAAAACAGUGGCUGAUGUGGUGUACUCCUCAAUGCUAUCUGAAGAAUCCCGGAACAUGUUCCAGUCUGUGCUAGCAAAACAGUCCUGUAGCUUAGCAUCUGCGUCAUCUGACCACUUUUUUAUUAACUGAGUCACCGGUGCUUCCUGCUUUAGUUUUUGCUUAUAAGCAGGAAUCAGGAGGGCGAGGGAGAGCUUUUUAUUCGUCUCUCUGUGUGGAGUAAAGGUGGUCUAGAGUUUUUUUUUCCUCUGGUUGCACAUUUAACAUGCUGGUAGAAAUUUGGUAGAAUGGAUUUAAGUUUCCCUGCAUUAAAGUCUCCGGCCACUAGGAGCGCUGCCUCUGGAUGAGCGUUUUCCUGUUUACCUAUGGCCUUAUACAGCUCGUUGAGUGCAAUCUUAAUGCCAGCAUUGGUUUGUGGUGGUAAAUAGACAUCUAUGAAAAAUAUAGAUGAAAACUCUCUUGGUAAAUAGUGUGGUCUACAGCUUAUCAUAAGAGGCUCUAUUUCAGGCGAGCAAAACCUCGAGACUUCCUUAAUGUUUUGGCAUUUAGGUCUAAAAGUCACUUUCUGACCACAUCUUCCAUGGCCAAACAUGUAUUGAACGUUUUGAUUAAAUCAAAAGGGAAGGCUGUCAAAAGGUGAUUCAAUUCAAAUGGAUUUACUUAUGUGCUUUGUGUACUUGUACUGUUUGGUAAGUUGCUUUUUCGCUCUGUUCGUAUUUUACAGACCCCUUUAUUCUUCCACACCAACAAGUAGACAAAGGGGCCAUCAAGUUUGUCUUAAGUGGAGCCAAUAUCAUGUGCCCUGGAUUGACGUCCCCAGGCGCCAAACUCUAUCCUUCUGCCUCAGAAACAGUAGUUGUAUCCUUCCUUUGACCGAUAUGCUGAUCAUGUACAAUGCCUUCAGAAAGUAUUCAUACACCUUGAUUUAUUCCACAUUUUGUGUUACAGCCUGAAUUCAAAAUGGAUUAAAUACUUUUUUCUCACACCCAUCUACACACAAUAUCCCAUAAUGACAAAGUGAAAACAUGUUUAGACAUUUUUGCAAAUGUAUUGAAAAUGAAAUGGAGAAAUAUCUAAUUUACGUAAGUAUUCAUACCCCUGAGUCAAUACAUGUUAGAAUCACCUUUGGCAGUGAUUACAGCUGUGAGUUUUUCUGGGUAAGUCUCUAAGAGCUUUGCACACCUGGAUUGUUCAAUAUUUGCACAUUUAUUCUGAAAAAAAUAAUUCAAGCUCUGUCAAGUUGGUUGUUGAUCAUUGCUAGACACCCAUUUAAGUCUUACCAUAGAUUUAAGUCAAAAUUGUAACUAGGCCACUCAAUGUCAUCUUGGUAAGCAACUCCAGUGUAUAUUUGGCUUGUGUUUUAGGUUAUUGUCCUGCUGAAAGGUGAAUUUUGUCACCCAGUGUCUGUUGGAAAGCAGACUGAACCAGGUUUUCCGCUAGGAUUUUGCAUGUGCUUAGCUAUAUUCCAUUUAUUUGUAUCCAAAUAAACUCCAUUGUCCUUGCCGAUUACAAGCAUACCCAUAACAUGAUGCAGCCACCACGAUGCUUGAAAAUAUGAAGAGUGGUACUCAGUGACGUGUUGGAUUUGCCCCAAACUUAAUGCUUUGUAUUCAGGACAUAAAGUACAUUUCUUUGCAUUUUUUGUUGUUGCAGUUUUACUUCAGUGACUUAUGCAAACAGGACGUAUGUUUUGGAAUAUUUUUAUUCUGUACAGGCUUAAUUAUUUUCACUCUGUCAUUUAGGUUAGUAUUGUGGAGUAACUACAAUGUUGUUGAUCCAUCUUCAGUUUUCUCCUAUCACAGCCAUUAAACUCUGUAAUUGUUUUACAGUCACCAUUGGCCUCGUGUGUAGGCCAGUGACACAAUCUCAAUUUAAUCGAUUUUAAAUUGAGGCUGUAACACAACUAAAUAUGGAAAAAGUCAAGGGGGUGUGAAUACUUUCUGAAGGCACUGUUUGUUCAGUACAACGUCUUACUGGGCCCGUAUUCUCAAAGUGUCUAAUAGUAAAAGUGGUUAUUUAGGAUCAGGCCCCGUCCAUGUAAUCAUAUUCAUUAUGGUCAUGAUGAUGCUUUCAGAAACUCAGGGGUCAGAGUUCCAGAGUUGGAAAUAGCUUACUAAUAGAUCGGCCCUCAAUAAGUCUGCGUUCCAAGUGGAAAACUCAGACCAGAAUGUUGAUACCCAAGUUUACGAGUUGUGACGUUUCAUCACUGACCUUCUAACUCUCUAACCAAAUGAUUGUAAAACAAAGCCAUUUACAAUGCAGUUUGACCCAUAUGGUCUACAGUGUGUUCAGAAAGUAUUCAGACCCCUUCCCUUUUUCCACAUUUUGUUACGUUACAGCCUUAUAAUGACAAAGUGAAAAUAUUGUUUUAUUUUUGUGCAAAUUUAUAACAAAUAAAAAUACAGAUACCUUAUAUACGUAAGUAUUCAGACCCUUUGCAAUUAGACUUGAAAUUGAGCUCAGGUGCAUCCUGUUUCCAUUGAUCAUCCUUGAGAUCUUUCUACAACUUGAUUGGAGUCCACCUGUGGUAAAUACAAUUGAUUGGACAUGAUUUGGAAAGGCACACACCUGUCUAUAUAAGUUCCCACAGUUGACAGUGCAUGUCAGAGCAAAAACCAAGCCAUGAUGUCGAAGGAAUUGUCCAUAGAGCUCUGAGACAGGAUUGUGUCAAGGCAUAGAUCUGGGGAAGUGUACCAAAACAUUUCUACAGUAUUGAAGGUCUCCAAGAACACAGUGGCCUCCAUCAUUCUUAAAUGGAAACGUUUUGUAACCACCAAGACUCUUCCUAGAGCUGGCCGCCUGGCCAAACUGAGCAAUCGGGGGAGGAGGGCCUUGGUCAGGGAGGUGACCAAGAACCUGAUGGUCACUCUGACAGAGCUCCAGAGUUCCUCUGUGGCCAGAGGGAAGCCACUCCUCAGUAAAAGGAACAUGACAGCUCGCUUGGAGUUUGCCAAAAGGCACGUAAAGGACUCUCAGACCAUGAGAAACAAGAUUCUCUGGUCUGAUGAAACCAAGAUUGAACUGUCUGGAGGAAACCUGGCACCAUCCCUACGGUGAAGCAUGGUGGUGGCAGCAUCAUGCUGUGGGGAUGUUUUUCAGCGGUAGGGACUGGGAGACUAGUAAGGAUCGAGGGAAAGAUGAACGGAGCAAAGUACAGAGAGAUCCUUGAUGAAAGCCUGCUCCAGAGCACUCACGACCUCAGACUGGGGCGAAGGUUCACCUUCCAACAGGACAACGACCCUAAGCACACAGCCAAGACAAUGCAGGAGUGGCUUCGGGACAAGUCUCUGAAUGUCCUAGAGUGGCCCAGCCAGAGCCUGGACAUGAACCCGAUCAAACAUCUCAGGAGAGACCUGAAAAUAGCUGCGCAGAGAUGCUCCCCAUCCAACCUGACAGAGCUUGAGAGGAUCUGCAGAGAAGAACGGGAGAAACUCCCCAAAUACAGGUGUGUCAAACUUGUAGCGUCAUACCCAAGAACAUUUUCACAAAUGUCUAAAAACCUGUUUUUGCUUUGUCAUUAUGGGGUAUUGUGUGAGCAUUGAAAAGGGAAGGGAAAACUGUUCUGACUUCAAAAGCACUCGAAUGCAUUCAUGUCUUAGCUAUGACUCACCAACUGGGAGCUAACGAGUUCCUGAGAACCUUCCAAAUGCACCAUUAUGUCUGCCUGUAAUUGUCAUACACUAACAUUGGUGUUUUGACACUUCCGGUCAGUAUCAAGUGCAUGUGAGUUGGUGUUUCCUUGACAAUUCGUUUCAGGCCAUAAUGGCGGAGGGCAAGCAACAGGCGCUUUGUGUCGGAGUCAUGAAGAUGUCUGCAGAAAAUAUGUAAUUAUCACAUGAUUUUUCCUAUUUACACCACAGAAAUGUACUUGUACACAUACACUACAUCACCAAAAGUAUGUGGACACCCCUUCAAAUUAGUGGAUUCGGGUAUUUCAGCCACACCCGUUGCUGACAGGUGUAUUAAAUGGAGCACACAGCCAUGCAAUCUCCAUAGACAAACAUUGGCAGUAGAAUGGCCUUUUUGAAGAGCUCAGUGACUUUCAAUGUGGCACCGUCAUAGGAUGCCUCCUUUCCAACAAGUCAGUUUGUCAAAUUUCUGCCCUGCUAGAGCGGCCCAGUCAACUGUAAGUGCUGUUAUUGUAAAGUGGAAACGUCUAGGAGCAACAACGGUUCAGCCGUGAAGUGGUAGGCCACACAAGCUCACAGAACGGGACCGCCGAGUGCUGAAGCGCGUAAAAAUCGUCUGGCCUCGAUUGCAACACUCACUACCGAGUUCCAAACUGCCUCAGGAAGCAACGUCAGUCCGACGGACGAAUCUGGGUUUGACGGAUGCCAGGAGAACGCUACCUGCCCAAAUGCAUAGUGCCAACUGUAAAGUUUGGUGGAGGAGGAAUAAUGGUCUGGGGCUGUUUUUCAUGGUUCGGGCUAGGCCCCUUAGUUCCAGUGAAGGGAAAUCUUAACGCUACAGCAUACAAUGACAUUCUAGAUGAUUCUGUGCUUCCAACUUUGUGGCAACAGUUUGAGGAAGCCCCUUUCCCGUUUCAGCAUGACAAUGGCCGUGUACAAUGCGAGGUCCAUACGGAAAUGGUUUGUCGAGAACUUGUCGCCCAACAUCAGUGCCCGACCUCACUAAUGCUCUUGUGGCUGAAUGGAACCAAGUCCCCAAAGCAAUGUUCCAACAUGUAGUGGAAAGCUUCCCAGAAGAGUGGAGGCUGUUAUAGCUAAUGUUCCCUCUAAGCUGCGUGUGCAGCUCCUCCGGGACUGCAGCACAGAAAUGUCAGCCCACAGAGAGAAUCGCGAGAUUGAAUAAAAUAAAAUAGGAAUAAAAUAGGAACAAGGCUUUAUCAUUGUUGCUUUUUACAGAAAUGUUUGGCGAAAGACUAGGAAUGCCUUGGAGAUCGACCAGUCUAUCUUGAUCGACCAGUUGGUGACCACUCCUCUAGAAAGUUGGUCAGUCUCCCAGUCCCUACUAGUUUGUCAGAGGAGUGGUCACCAACUGGUCGAUCAAGAUAGACUGGUCGAUCUCCAAGGCAUUCCUAGUCUUUCGCCAAACAUUUCUGUAAAAAGCAACAAUGAUAAAGCCUUGUGUUCCUAUUUUAUUCUAUUCGUCUCUGGCUGUUGGUGGUAGGCGCACCCGAUUCAGCUGCCCUGCGCACUGGGUAGACGAACUGUUGCCAUUUGGAACCAUUUAAUGUGUCUGAAGGUACAAACUCUGCCUUCCCGGCGGACCUUGAGAGCAAAUUAAGUGCACUAUAGGCCUACCGCUGUCCAAUCGGCUGGCUCAAAUGACUGUGUCUGCACUAAGGUAGCAGGCAUAAAAGAAAGCUACAGCAAAGUUGAUACGGUGAGAUUUCAAAACGUUUAAAACCAUGACUAGAGAGAGACUGUCAACGAAUACAGCAAAGAGAUGCUUAUUUUAUGAGGGAGUUCAUGUUUAACUUCUUACUCAUUACUGUUAUAAAAUGUGCGCUUUUCCUAUUUCCACUCAGCACUAAAACCAAUAUUGAAUAUUGAGGAAUAUUUAACUUUCUCUGUUCAUAGGAGUAAUAACAUGAAUUUGUGCAUGAGGCAGAAAUAAUGUGGUGUGACUCGAGUUUCGCCAUCAUCUGGAAGAGGCUGUCCCUUUUUGGUCGGUAUCAGUGGAGGAAAGGGAGAGCGGAGGGAUGUUGAAAGGUGGACCCUUAGUCUGCUGCGCUCUCCCUCCGUUGAGACUGACCAUGAGAUGCAGGCACCAUCAGCCCAGUAAAAUAAAAAGCAAAUUAUUUAAAUGUAUGCUCAUUCAGCUGUGCUUCACAAGUAAUACAACAACGGAUCUAUUACCAGUGUGAUCAUAUAGCCUACCUCAAAUUUAGAAAUGUAAUUGAAAAAAAUUGCCUGAACAACAAUGCAUUGGCAGGGCAAUUCUUGCAUCAAACAGCACAACAUUUUCAGUCACCUGCACUGCAUGUUUUUUUUCUUCUCAAAAGUCUCAUGGAAUGUAAACCUGCAUUGAACACCCACACAUUGGCUGCUACUGUAGGCUGAAUGAUAGAACAGCUAUGUCCAUGUUAAAAUGUUAUGGGAUGCAUGUUCUCAAUUGUUUUUGAUGGUAGGCCACUCUGGUAGGCCUACAUUAUGAUCAAAUAGCCACAGUAGCCUGCAUGGCCACUGUUAAAACAGUCACUUAAAGCGGGUACACCCUCAGUGUUCACAGUAAACACGUGCUGGAAGUUGCAUUGAAUUUUCACAACUGUAAGUUUGGGCUCAGCAGACCUGAAAUUAGCUCAAUACCGAAAUCUUUUUGAGGGAACAUUGGUUAUAGCAGCAAAGGGGGGGACCAACUUCAUAUUAAUGCCCAUGAUUUUAGAAUGAGAUGUUCGAAAAGCAGGUGUCCACAUACUUUUGGUCACGUGUACUUGUAUAUACUACUGUACGCGUAUAAACUUUCCUGACGCUCAUUCCGCUUCACUUUUUGUGAACAGAGAGAAAGUCAACAAGGGAGUAGGAGUUGAAAAUGUUCAUUAUCUUAAUGACGGACUGUGGCACAUGAAGAUGUAUAAGUGAGAUGUCGUUACCCAACCCCCUGGACCACAUGGAGCUCUUGACAGCGAGGCUGCCAGUCAAUUGUUUACACCAAUGGACUUCGUUGUGUAACUAGCUGGAGGCUAUGAACCAAUCUAAUUGAUGCACAAAUAAAAACCUGCAUUAAAGUUAUUUUCCAUUCUUUUGCACUGCCUUUACAUUUCAUGGUUUCUUUGCUAAAGUCGUUGGGACUCACUUGCUACCAGGAGAAAAACAUCUGAAAUGGAUUGUAGAUCAUAGUACCAUGUAUAUGCUGUUACAUGUAUUUAUGACAUUAAAUCAAUAAAGAAUACUCUUUGGCGAGUUGGA